This is a messenger RNA of Chrysemys picta bellii (western painted turtle), 15244 nucleotides long. It is a transcript of the gene PDPR, whose product is annotated as pyruvate dehydrogenase phosphatase regulatory subunit. Gene Ontology annotation, cellular component: cytoplasm; mitochondrion; mitochondrial matrix. The record is from RefSeq and is a predicted model, not a curated record. NCBI's taxonomy places the organism in Eukaryota, Metazoa, Chordata, Testudines, Emydidae. Gene Ontology annotation, molecular function: oxidoreductase activity; protein binding.
GCCUCCUACUUAAUACUGUGCUCUUCUGACUUCCUUGAAGUGUUGAAGCCAAGGUUGUGAUAGGAAUGGGAUUGACAGCCCCAGAACUUAAAGCGAUCUGUCCAUAGAACAGGUGAAGCACAGGUAGGAGCUGGGCAAGUUAGUUCUUCUGAAACUAGUCUGUUCCCCAAAGGCCAAAUUCUGCACUUGUGUAGUUCCCAUCCAAGGGCAGCAUUCUGACCAUCAAAUCUGAAAUCCCAAAUACUAACAUGACGUACUAAAACACAGUACACUAAUAUAAAUAAGCAGUGCAUACUGAAUUACUAGGAGCUGAUCCUGUGUCCUCAUUUAAAUUAAUGGCUUUAUCUGCAGGCGUAAGGAUUAGAUGAGUAAUGAGUGCCUACUCAGGGACUGCCACCUUAGAGAGAAUCAUUUAAAAUCGAUUCCUUCAAACCUGCCACACCUCUGCUAUAAAUAGCUCUUUAGAAGCCAGGCAAUGUGAGACCGACUGCGUGGCCUCAGCCAUUAGGAACCCCAACGGUCUGCGAAAUCCUUGAAUGGAGCAAUGUUACUGUAUACUUUACACUGCACGUUCUUUCUCUGGUAGCAAGUAGCAAAUCACCAUGGGGUGUUUCCACAAUACAAGCACUUGUCUGAAUGAGGCAAGAGACGCAGAGACUGAACUAGAUCAUGUUUCUAUUCCGUGUGGGGGGUGGACUCUAAAGGAGGAAGGAGGAGAAGUGGGAAGCUGUGGAGGAAAAACUCAUUUGGGGACCUUUUAAGGGAGCACAGGAUCAGCCCCUGGCCCCUUCAUGGGGACAGCAGAGAGGCCCACUAGGCUCUCCUGAUCCAGACCUGAAUCUUGCUCCCUCAGGACAAAAAGGGAACACCAGGUGCGAGCUGCAGGGAAUCCUCUCCUUUUUCUUACUGCUCCGAGUGUCCUGUCCAAAGCUGGAUUCUUAGCACAGGAACUCUGAGGCUAGCCACUGCCAGCUGGCUUGGGCCCACACCACCUAGAAGGCAGCUGGGUGGGGAACUCUGCUUGCCUGGCCAUUCCAGGCAUGAUGGAGGGACCCCUGCAGUCCACCUCUCACACCCAGUGAGCCUGCCCCUACCUGCCCAGGCUUGAUGUCUGAGGCCUGAAGACUGAGCCAUAGUCUGGUCUAUGUUUCAAGUUUUGCUGGCAGAGCUGGUUUUACCGGCAGAGAUGUCUGUUAGGGGUUGGAUUAUUUUAUUACCCAACAGUUAUGCUGGGAAGAGCCCUAGUGCAGAUGCAGUUUUACUGGUCUAGCUCAGUGUUUCUCAAAUGCGGCCACCAGGGGCUUUUCAUGCGGUCACAGAGCUGGGUGGUGAUUGGGGUGAGGGGGAAGUAUUGGCCCCUCUUCCUUCCUUCCUCUUGCUCCUGCAUGUGCCACCCUGCACCGCCUCUGGAGACAGGUGGGGCCCAGCGCUGAAGGAGCAAGGUGAGUUCCUGACCUACAGGGGUGGGGGGAACCCAGUGGGGCUCAGGCUUCCAUCCUGGGGUGGUUGGGCAGCGGGCUUGGGUGGCGGGACUUAGGGAGCCCGGUUGCGCAGACUAGGGCUCCAGCUAUGAGGCUUCGGGUGCCAACCCCCCCGACUCCAGCCACGAUGUUUCAGGUGCUGACCCCCAGCUCUGGCCACGUGACCCCAGCCUGUGGCCAGGCCCAUGGGGCUUCAGGAUCCAACACAUGUCUGUGCAGCGGCAGGCCCCGAUCCCUGGCUAUGGCCAUGCAGUGCCAAGCCCUGGCCACGCAUUCUAACCCCAGGCACUAGCCCUGGACACCAACCACUAGCACCGGCUGUGUGGCAUCGGGUGCCACCCGGGGCUCCAGCAGGCACUGGCCCUGGGCGCCAAUCCCCAGCAGCGAGCACCAGCCUCAGCUGUGGAUCCCUGGCCCUGGCUGCUGACCACAGGUGUUAGCCCUGGCUGCCAAUCCCUAGCACCAGCCAUGUGGCAGUGGGCACCAAACCCGGGCUCCAGUGGUCACCGGCCCCUGGUGCUGGUCCCAGGUGCCUGCCUCCCAGGCCCGGCUGUGGGUGCUGACCCGGGUGCCAAUCCCCAGCCCUGGCUAUGCGGCAGCAGAUGACGACCCAGGCUCCAGCGAGUGCCAGCCCUGGGCACCGAGCCACCAUGCAGCUCCUGGCCCUGAUUUCGGCUGUGCAGCACCUGCCUCGGGUUCUGGCCACGAGCACUGACCCCCAGCUCUGGUCGCAGAACUCACUACCCACUCCCAUUGCCCCUGGUCCCUGCUACCUCCCCCAGCCCUACAUCCAUUCCCCCCUCUCAUUGCCCCUGGACCCUGCUGCCUUCCUUGGCCCGCAUCUAGACCCCCUUUGCCCCCACUGAUUUCCCCUCCAAUCCCACCAUCCAGGGCUUAAUUUGUCCUGGGGCUUGCUGUGAAAAGUUAUAUUAACAAACAUGCAAAUAUCACUUUUCACAACAUUAUUAUUUCGCAUACCAAAAAAACCCUACACAACUAAAUUGCAAUGAUUUGGAUGUCUAUACGAGCAUAUUUAUUUUUCCUAAAGUUGUUAAAGUAUUUUAGGAAAAAGUAUCAGUGCAGCCACUGAAAAAUUUGUUAUGAGAACCUCUGUUCUAGCUCCUUUCGCUUCCCUGCACUUUUAUACUGAUAAAACUGCGCCCCUGCUAGGGGUGGUUUUGCUGCUUUAACUAUACCAGCCUAGUGAAAGCAGCAAAGCAUCCAGAGUGAGUGCAUGCUGUCAUCCUCCCCAAGGAGCAGAAAGAGGCAGGGGAGAGAAGCCGGAAGGGCAGUUGGUGCAGUGCAAAAUCUCUUCAGCCUGACUGGUUUUUCACUGCAUGUGUCUUCACCCAGUCAGCAAGGACUUUUGGGCCCCGGCUGAAGAACUUUCUCUGUUUGGGUGAUGCUAAAAGAUUUCUCCUAUUCUCUCUGUGCUUAAAAACCAGCACUUAAGCUUAAAUGUGUGUGCUGCUUAUUAGAUGCGAACAGGUUUAGAACAAAAUCAAAGACCCCCAAAACUGUAUAAAGGAAUAAUUUAGAUUCCUGGGGGUUCUUGUUCUGAGAAAAAGGUGCUAUGAACCGCAGAAGAACCCCUGGUGGGUUUUUGGACUGUUCACCUGCCUGAACCUUUAUUGUAGUUGGGGGGUGAUCUCUAGUAAGCUUGUUCUUAAUAAAUGUUUUCAGCUUAAUAAAUGUGCUUGCUUAGAAAGAAUUGUGUGGUAGUUUAACUGUGCCAAUUACAUUCUUUAUAGCCUUUGAGAGGGCAAAGAAGGCCUGCUUAGGCAGUCUGACUUGUUGGGGAAUACAGUGUAGGGAGAGAACUGUGCAGCCUGGAAAUACCCUGGUCAGGAGGGAGAUGCGUGUGUCUGCUCAAGAGAGGUAAUGGCUGCAGUGCUGGAAGCCUGACAGUGGGUGCCCUUGCUGGACCACAGGGAUGUAUGUGUGUGGGAAAAUAGAGGUGCAGUUGCCCUGAACUGUGACACACAUGGUGGCGAUGGUGGGAUCUAUAAUAGUGUUAAUUGCUUAAGUGCCAUCAACAGUGCAAGCAAGUAGUGUAGAAGGGAAAAGCACAGAGAAAGUCUUUUUGGGAAAGGAAUGAUGAAGAGAUGUGGGGGGGGGAAGUGAAUUAUGAACAGCUCAUGAAAAAAUGGCUAGUAGAGCUAUGCAAAGAAAGGCAGCUCAACCCUGAGGGCUGGACAAAGACACAACUAGUAGAUUUGCUGUAUUCUAAUGACUAGAAGAGGAAUAAUGGUCCAAGUUUUCAGGGAACUUCCAGUCCACUGGCAGAGUCCAGCAGUGAGGAAAAUCUUGGAACCAACUCCCUGGAUUCUGGAAAGAAACAGGGAAGAGGCUGACAGAAGCAGCAACCACGUUCCGUCUCACUUGAAUGCAUCACUGAGGCUGUGAUUGUGGACAGAUCCACAGGCAAACCAAGUGAAGGAUACAGCUGGAGAUAGCAGACCAGGAGCAACAGAGCCAGCACAAGCGAGAAGAGAAGGAUUGUCAAAAUCGGCUUGGGGCGGAGAAGUCUCCAGCAGGACCAAGCUUGACAACAUCAGCUCGAGUUGGAGGAACUACGCCAGCCGGACUGUAGUGUGUGAGCUAGCAUCUUAACGUGUUUAGGUGGUGUCUCGAGAAAGCUGACUAACACCCGUUGGGAUGUUUCUUCGGUUACUGUCAGAUGUCCGGUGGCGGACAGCCAGCCCAAGAUGGAGAAGCCCGUCCAGCUCCCAGCACAUGACCACAUCUGCGGCAGAGCCUCCUCCCAUUUCUCUGCCAGCUCAGGCACAGGUGGUAAUCUGUGGUGGUGGAAUUGUGGGCACAUCCGUUGCAUACCACCUCUCCAAGCUAGGAUGGAAGGAUAUAGUCUUACUGGAACAGGGCAGGCUGGCUGCUGGCUCCACUCGAUUCUGUGCUGGCAUCGUGAGCACAGUCAGGCACUUGUCCAUAGAGCUGAAGAUGGCUGACUAUUCAAACAAGCUGUAUCAGCAGUUAGAACAAGAGACAGGAAUCAAAACAGGUUACGUGAAGACAGGCUCUAUCUCACUGGCUCAGACGCAGGAUCGACUGAUCUCCCUGAAACGCAUUGCCUCAAGGCUCAGUGUAAUGGGGAUACCUUGUGAAAUCAUGGCUCCAAAACAAGUGGCACAACUACACCCACUAAUCAACAUUCAUGACCUGGUGGGUGCCAUGUAUGUGCCAGAGGACGCAGUCGUAUCAUCUGUCGAUGUGAGUCUUGCUCUGGCAAAUGCUGCCUCUCGAAAUGGUGUCCAGAUCCAUGAGCGGACAAGCAUCAGCCAUGUCAUGGUCCAAAAGGGUUGCGUGACUGGAGUGGAGACUGACAGAGGACAGAUUGAAUGCCAGUAUUUUGUCAACUGUGCUGGGCAGUGGGCCUACGAGCUGGGUCUCUCCAAUGAGGAGCCUGUCAGUAUCCCACUGCAUGGCUGUGAGCACUUUUACCUCUUGACACGUCCCUUGAAGAAGCCACUAGAGAGCAACACACCAACUAUUGUGGACCUAGACGGCAGGAUCUAUAUCCGCAGUUGGCAAGGUGGCAUCCUCUCAGGGGGCUUUGAGAAGAACCCCAAGCCCAUUUUUACUGAGGGCCGGAACCAGCUGGAGAUUCAGAAUCUGCAUGAGGACUGGGAUCACUUUGAGCCACUGCUGAGUUCUCUUCUGCGGAGGAUGCCAGGGUUGGAGGCUCUGGAGAUCAUGCAGUUAGUGAACUGCCCAGAAUCCUUCACUCCAGAUAUGCGGUGCAUCAUGGGAGAGUCACCCACGGUACAGGGCUACUUCGUCCUGGCUGGAAUGAACUCCGCUGGCACCUCUUUUGGUGGAGGAGCAGGCAGGUACUUGGCUGAGUGGAUGGUAAAUGGUUGCCCAUCAGAAAAUGUUUGGCCACUGGACCUGAAGCGCUUUGGUGCCCUUCAGAGCAGUCGCACCUUCCUCCGUCACCGUGUCAUGGAAGUAAUGCCCCUGAUCUAUGAUCUGAAGGUUCCCCGUUGGGAUUUCCAGACUGGGAGGCAGUUGCGUACUUCCCCUCUCUAUGAUCGCCUGGAUGCCCAGGGAGCCAGAUGGAUGGAGAAGCAUGGAUUCGAGAGACCCAAGUACUUUGUCCCACCAGGGAAAGAUCUAUUGGCAUUGGAUCAGAGCAAGACCUUCUACAAACCAGAUUGGUUUGACAUUGUGGGGUCAGAGGUCAAGUGCUGUAAGGAGGCUGUGUGUGUAAUUGACAUGUCAUCUUUUACCAAGUUUGAAAUAAGCUCCACAGGGGAGCAGGCACUGGAGGUUCUGCAGUAUCUCUUCUCGAAUGACCUGGAUGUGCCAGUUGGGCACAUUGUGCACACAGGCAUGCUCAAUGAAGAAGGAGGGUAUGAGAAUGACUGCAGCAUUGCACGAUUAAACAAGCGCAGUUUCUUCAUGAUUUCUCCUACUGACCAGCAAGUCCACUGCUGGGCCUGGCUCAAAAAGCAUAUGCCUAAUGACAGUAAUUUGCUCUUGGAGGAUGUGACCUGGAAGUAUACCGCUCUCAAUCUGAUUGGCCCUCGUGCAGUGGACGUGCUGUCAGAAUUAUCCUAUGUCCCGAUGACUCCAGAACACUUCCCCUCUCUCUUUUGCAAGGAAAUGAGCGUGGGGUAUGCUAAUGGGAUCCGUGUGAUGAGCAUGACACACACAGGAGAACCUGGAUUCAUGCUAUACAUCCCUAUAGAGUAUGCUCUGCAUGUGUACAAUGAGUUGAUGAGCGUGGGACAGAAGUAUGGGAUCCGGAAUGCUGGCUAUUAUGCACUUCGCAGCUUACGCAUUGAAAAGUUCUUUGCGUUCUGGGGUCAGGAUCUGGACACUUUCACCACCCCCUUGGAAUGUGGACGUGAGUUCCGGGUGAAACUGGACAAGGGGACUGAUUUCAUUGGCCGGGAUGCACUGAUGCAGCAGAAGCAGGACGGUGUGUGCAAGCGCUUCACCAUGUUCAUCCUGGAGGAUCAUGACACAGACCUUCAUCUCUGGCCCUGGUGGGGGGAGCCCAUUUACCGCAACGGCCAUUACGUGGGCAAGACCACCAGCAGCGCUUACAGUUACACCCUGGAUCGCCAUGUCUGCUUGGGCUUUGUGCAGAACUUUGAUGAGGAAACCAGGGAGGCGUUGGUGGUGACACCCGACUUCAUUAACCGGGGCGAGUAUGAGAUUGACAUUGCUGGGCAGCGCUUCCAGGCUAAGGCCAAGCUCUACCCCUUCAGCUCCCUCUUCACACAGCGUCGCCGCAAGGAUGAGAUGGAAUUGAGUGGCUACCAUGGGAAGUAGAACCACCUGGCCCCACCCCUUCUCCAUAACUGGAGUUUGUGUCACCAUCCUCCUCUCCUUCCCCACAAUCUCCCUCAUUCUUCAACCCAUACGGUUCCACUUCCUCUUCCCCCUGCUCUUUCCAUUUUUAAACCUUUUGGGUGUGUGACAUUUUGUACAUUAUAGAACUAAUUUUUCAAACCCUUCCACCCCCUCACUCAGUCUCUCUCUCUCGCCCUCUUACACCUUCCCAUGCCAUAUUCCCACACCUCACUCCUCCUGUGGCAGCAGCAUGGUGUUGAGUGUACGACCGACAGCCCAUAUGGGAGCAAGCACCUUCAGAAACCCUAGGCUGUACCCCAAUGGCUGUUGAGAUGGUGCAAGUGAAGUCUUGAGGACUGUACCCCUCCCAUCCCCCUGCUGCUUACGGCCUAGAAUAGUAGGUGUUUGCUGGCCUGUAGCUCUGUUUUCCUGUCCCCUGGCUAAACCCUUUGGUGUAAUCUCACCUGCUGGUUGCAGUGGAGAGGCCAGACCUACCAUAGGGUGCACACAGGCCCAACUUAGGAGGUUCCUUCUUGCCAGCCAGUUCCUCUGAGGUCCUCCAGUCCACAGUUCAGAGGGGUCAGUGCAUUGAUGCACAGAGCAAUAGAACCAUCAGCUACCUCACUGGCACCACACAAGACGUAACAACAUUGUGCGACCAGUGGCAAACAGGCAGGUUUUGGUGGGUUCCAGGCCAUCACCGCCCUCCUCUUUUUCCUUUCCAGGGAGUGAGUUUAAGAGGCUUGAUCGUGAGGCUGUGUAAGUGACAAAAUAGCGCUGAUAAGUUUCCUCUUCUGUGUUGGGUCACUGAAAGGGAAUGACUUUCUCUGAGUAAGUGAAGAUCAACAUGUGCACUUCACUCCUACAAAGGGACAGAACUUUGUAUUUUUAUUCUCAGUGAAAAUGUCUAUCUCCAACAAGGACUCUUGGCUGCUUUUGUUUCAGCUGCACAGUGGAUUCUCUGUGGAUUCUCCUUCUUUCUCCUUUGUUUUGCUUUGUGUGUUGGAGCAAACACACUUGUCUGGCUUACACACCAAGCAUUAGAGUUGAAUGUGAGGAUUGUGUUAGUUUGGGAAACUAGAGCAGAGGAAGGGAUGGAGUCUUUCAUUUUCAGCCAGCAGCCUUGGAGCAACUUGCUGCUGACCACUUGGAGAUUAGAGUUGAGGUCCCAAGUUUGGUUCCUUGAACCUAUGGUGCUCUGAGUGCUGCAGAGCAAAACACUAUGCUCCUGGUAAGGGUGGCAAUGUCUCUCAGCUAUGCCUGCUGGCCCAAUGCAUGUUUCCCGCCCUUCCCAUCAGAUCUGUUGCAUUUCUGUCUUCCCCAUCACAAUACUACCUCAGUUGAAGGUAGCUGAUUCACUAUGCAGGGUCCUGCGGUUAGAAGAGAAAGUGAGUAAGGAUCUUUGAAUUGCCUUGCCUCAGGAAAAUCUCUCUGCACAGUCGUCAUGCAGAAACUCACAGACACUCCAGACUACAGAGCGGGGAUCCACCCACUCUGAAGCUGACAGCUCUUCACUGAUGACAAAUAGUUACGGUGGAAUGGGAAAGCAAGUGAAUGAAGAAUGCCAGAUUGUAUCCUGUGGAUUUGUCUCUUAAAUUCUUCCUCCUCCCAUUGUCAGCUAGAUCACAGUAGUGCAUUUUCUCUUCCCUUAUUUUAAAAUUAUCCAUUAAAACAUCUCCAGUAACAACACCCCGCCUCCCCCCCCCACCACACACACUUCUGGUUCCCCCACUCUGUGGUUCUCAGCAGCCCUUCCACCGAAGCCAGCAUCUUUCUGUCUAGCAAGGAGCACCAUUUGACAUUGAUGUCUGUGGUCACUGAGCUGGCUGAAUUGUUUGUCUUUGAGCCAGGAGCCAGAACUUUACCUUGCUGCGUCACUUGCUUUUCCUGUCUUUGGGUGAGCAUCAGUAACGUUCCAUUUGAGCACAGCGCUACUCAAGACCUGGCUUGGAUUCCUGUCUUUUGAAGAUUUUCUCCUUUCCUGGCUUCCAUCAAGUCUUUGUCCUGCUAUUGUAGAAGUGGUAAUGUCCCAGAACUUCCCUCCCAUACACUGGAAGCUGGCUUUAUGACUGCUGCUGCUGUGGGUAGUAAGAGCAGGUGAGGUGGGAGACUGACACAUUUUAAUUGUAAAGAACUGGUUGCCAGAGGAGGCUUCCCAAAUGGUAAAGAGCUGUACAGCUUUCACAGCUUUUGGGAGUGGAGCACUGGGAAUGGCAUGGACUGGAGAAGAAACUGGGGACUCAAAUGACAGCACUUCUUGGCAGGGUCUUUGUUGGCAGGCAGGAGGUGGAGUCUGCAUUGUGGUAGGACAUGGAUGCACUUGCUGUGGAUGGCUGUUUUCUUCCUGUAGUGGCCCACUGUGCUGAGCAUGGCUUCCUUUGUAAAUGGCAGUUAAUACUAUUCUAAAAGAAUAAUAAUAAUGUCUCCUCCUUCAGGAUCCCAAAGUGACUUUCAAGCUCUUAUGCACAUGAGUAACUUCCCUCAUGGCUUGAAAUGCAGCCACUUUUGGGGUGGAAUGUCGCAGCCAUUUGACAGGACACAGAAGCAGUACUGGGCAUAAUAGUUUGGUUGUGGAGGGAAUAUUGUACCUGGUUAAUACUGUUUAGCUAAAAUUACUCUAGCAGUGUUAUCACCUGAAUUGGAAUUUGGCCAGCGUACCAGGGCUAGCACCCAAGUUUUAACUAAAUGUGCCAUAAGGUCUUUCAUGACAAAGUGGACAGGGUCUUCAUUUUACAGCCACUCCAUAACAUUUACAUCCCCCAUGCUGGGGCAUUUGUUCAGUACUGAGUCAGAAGAAUGCCACCUAGUAAAUCCACCAAUACAAUUUUCCGCAGCACAUGUGGUUCUCCUUGGAGGUCUCCUACAAAGUACUGAUCAGUCCUGACCUGUCUUGCGUUAUCUGGCCCAUUGCCGUGUCUUUGUUAUAUAGAGUACUGGCUGAUAACCCACAGAAAGAGGUUAUUACUUAGUACCUGGCAAGGUUAAGGAAAACUUCUCAGCCUCCCCUUACUGUAUAGCACCAAGGCACUUCUGCAGUGGAAUGCAUCAGUCAGUGCUACAUAACAGUUUAGGAGGGAAAGUGAAAAAUAUUUUAUACCACAAUGGAGAAUUCUGGGUAGACUGAGUAUAACUAUCUGAGUUUGAAUUGGACCAGGACACCCUUCACUGUCUUAGGAGGAGUGUUAUACUGUGGAACUUUUAAUGACCACAGCUGGUCAAGAGCACACAAAAAGCCACUAUCUAUUAGUCUCACAGCAAUAAGAAAUCCCUGAAGAAGAGCAUUUUUUUUUAUAUGGCUUCCCCAUCCCAAAGUGGUCCAUACCUAGGAAUAUAAACUUGUCUGCGUAGCAUGGGUGACUUUUGCCCUUUUCACUUUUGCAGAGUUAAUAGCGCCCUUUUUGUCCAGGUCUAUUUAACCCUGAAGUACCCACAUAUGAGGGUGAAGAUUUUGUAAUGGUGCCACACAGGUAUGGUGUAAUUCCAUCCACGUCUGUCUCUUCCUGCUGGGAUGGUUAAGUGUUACAAUGGUACCAUUUUGAAAUGAGACAGUUUGGCAAUUGGCUGUCUCCCAGUUCAGACGCACCUACUCUGGCCUUACCUGUUACCAGUCCUUUCUCUGACUUUGGCUUAGCCUCUGUGCCUGUGCUCUUUGAAGUCUAGCCGUUUCCUUGGUAGAUUCUUUUUUUCCCUUUGUGCUGCUAACGAAUAAUUUGACUCUGGCAGCUUGAGUGCUUGCCAGCGGACAGUCACAUGAUGGAUUGUGAAAUACCGUACUAGGCACUAGGAUCUUGCAAGGAGCUUCUACCUUUUCCAUAAUGUUUUCAUACCCUGAAAGGGAAACUGCAGUGUAAAGAUUCUACCUAUUGUAUCUAAUUACAAAGAAUAAAGUGCGUAAGGGAGAAAAAAAUAACAAGUUGGAAGCUGCCAUCUUGGCUUUGAUGCAAAGUAAGACUGAAAACAACCCCUCAUUAAAAAGCAAUGGGAAUCUGAGCUUCGGAAAUGUUGUAACACACAGUUCUCAUGCUGUCUGAUGAAGUUGGCAUUUUCAGUCCUCCUUGACACCACAAGACUGGAAAAAUAUAAGGGUCCCUUCUUCAGACUCAUUCUCCCCCCUACGCCCCCAAUAACAUAUACACCUGUGGAUCACACUUCUGGAGACACUUCCAUCCCUAGAUUUCUGGGGCUGUCCCUUGGUGCUCUGCAGAGCUGGCUGCUCUUUCAGGAUUCCCUUUGGGAACCCUCUUCACCCCAGGACCCCUAUCCUCUCUCUCUUCUCUAUCACUCUUCUCUUGGCUGAUCUCAUCGGCUAUACAUGGUCUCUUGCAUCACUUCUGUACUGAUGACUCUCAAUCUACCUCUGCCCAGUACCUCCUCCAGGAUGUCUAGCCAUCUCCUCAAACUUAACAUGGCUAAGUCUGUUCUUCACCUCUCCUCUUCAGUCUCCCUUCCCCCCUUUUCACAUCACACUCUCCUCCCACCCACCCCAGCUCACAGCCUUUACUAUCUUUGACUUCUCUGUUUCCUGCUGUUCUCUCAUCCAAGUUCUCACCAAGUCCAGUUGCUUUUCCCUUCACACAUCUUCGUCCCCCCCGCCAAAAUCCUGGUUCAUGCCUUGUUCUCUGUGACUACUGUAAGCUCCUCCUCCUUUUCAGUCUAUCCACAGUGCUUCCUUUCCUACACUCCAACCAAGUCCACCCCAAAUCCCUUUAUUGGUCUUUCUGCAUCAAGUUCAAACUCCUCAGCUUCAAGAUGCUACACAACUCUGCCCCCACCUGCAUCCCACCCCGCCCUCUGCCCUCUCUCUUUGUUUAAUCCUCCCUUUGUCUCCUCCCACUCCUUCCUUCAUGCGGCUUCUCAUGCUGCCCACACCCUACAUGUCUGCAGUGACUUCCCUUUGUCAGUGGCACACAGCAUCCCUCUGCAUUCAGAUCCCUGCUUUCACUCCAGCUAUCUCAGCUGGUUUUCCACCCACCAUGUGUUUUUUAUUUACCCUACUCUGUUCUCAGAUGUAAAAUUCUGAUCUUCCAAGAUUCAGUCUCAACAUGUCACCCUUGUCCAUUCCUCCCUCCCCAACCUGUUGUGAUUUCCAGAGUUCAUCUUAAUAGUUGGUGAGGUCUCUCAGUCAAGGGAUUAUGUAUGUUUUCUGUGAGGCUCCAUGCAGAUGUACGGUGCUAGAUGCCCACUGAAUAAUAGUGAUGAAUGCAGACAUUCACUUUCCACCAGAAACUACUCUCCAUUGCCUCUCCUUUUCCUAGAAGGAGUCAAGCCAAAUCAGAGGUUGUGAUGGAACUGCUUGUGUAUGCAGAGCUUGGAGUACCGGUCUCAUUAAAAGGCAAAUUCUUGCAAGCAGUGCCUAAUUCUAAAGAGGUAACAUCAACAUCUGUACGCCCAAUAUUGGACCUACCCUUUUGUCAUUCAUAAAUUUUCCAAACGUGCGUUUGUUUUGUUCCUUAAAAAUGUUCAGAAGUCCUACAAAAACAAACCAAUAUCUAGGGGUGAAAAAAGGAAAGUUCCUUCCAAAUGCAAGAGUUUUACUUAUUUUUAAAACAAAGGCUUAUAUCCUGGUGGGUACAGAAAAAUAUUCAUAAUUUUUCAGAUUUCAGUCAUCCCAGGUUAUUUUUGUAAUUUUUAUCAUAGUGCCUAUGGAGGCAAACAUUUUGGUUAAGUUUGGGAAGGAAUUUCAGUUCUACUCACCUCUCUUCAGUCAUCACACGCGUGCAUGUCUGUCUCGCACUCUCUCUCUCUCUCGGUUUGUAAGGGGAGAAAACCUAAUGCUAUUUAAGGCAAAUUAAUUCAGCUGUUUGGGUUAAGGAAAUCAAUUAAAUCUUAUUUUUUACACUUAAAGAAAAAGAAUAAACUUGCUCAAACAAUUGAACAUUCAAAACUUGAUAUGCUCAUAGUCCUCAAUGAGCACAAUCCAUGUUGAGUUUGAGGAAGGAAUACUUAACAAGUCUAAAUGUCUUAAUGCUUUAUGUUAGAUGUUUGUGCACAGGCAGUGCAUACUGCUUGAUUUGUUACUGCAGGUACUGUAUUUGCAGAGCAGGCACUAACGCCAGCAGGGGCUGUUGAGUAAAUGCUGAAGGCACUGGAAGUUACCAGAGUGCAUUUGUUCCUCUUCCUUUGCUGCAGAGGUGGAAUUUGCACAAAAGUGCUGUGGGAAUUAAAUCAGUGGGGAAACACCUAUCAGAUGCAUGGUUUCCAUUUCUGAACAAAUGUCAGUAGGUAACACUUUUUCAAGAGUGGAAUUGUGCAAUUAAGGGGGACAGAAAAACACCAGUGAAACUGUCAUUAAGGUCCUUUGUUUAAAGAAAAAAGCCUCCACUGGCGUAAAAUGUGCUUCAUGGCAGGACCCCAUUGCUUUCUGGCUUUUAGAAAACAAAAUGAAAUCCUCCAUCUGAAUGUUGCAUUACUGUAGGCUUUAGUGUUUACACACCAAGCCAGGGCAUUCAGGAGUUAUGGCUUUCAGAGCAACGUGAACUUCACCAUGUUGCUCUUUUGUCCAGUCUCUUUGUUUAUGCAGGUAACUUCUGGGUUUCUUGACUCCUGUAUAUUUAAAUUCUUCACUUUAUUACAUGACUAACGUGUAGGCUUGCAUUGGAGUUGCAAUAUAAAGCGUGCAGUAUUUAUAUAUUGCUGGUAUUACAAUUACUGUCUAAGAUGAUUCACCUACGAAGGUAUGUGCAUCAAGGGAGACCAUGAAGGUUACAGAGAGAAAGGUAAACAUGGUUGUAUAUGAACAGCUUCCUGACCAAAUGACAACAAACAGCUGCUCUUGCCAAGUGUAUGUUUGAUACCCACCUCUGUUACAAAUACAGUGGUUAUCCAGGAGCUGCCCCACAUGCUUAUGGCACAGUUCUGUUUUGUAGCAUAGAAGGGAAAGUCCAGGCUCUUGCACCUCUUAGGGACAUGGUCAAGAUCCCUUCUAUGCUACAAAAUCUUUUAAGUGUAUUGGGAGCCAGCUGGAUACCCUUGACUGGACCUAGCUCUGAUUCUGUUCCACUGGUAUGGUUGCAUUUACACCUUUUACUGAGUGUGAUUCUACUACGUUAGGGUCAUGUGUCGAUACAGAUUCAUCUCUCUGGGGUCUAAAACUGGCCAUCUUGGCUGCUGUUAUGGCUACAGAGAAAGUUGAAUAGAGGUCUGGUCACGUGCUCAUCUGAGAGAGUAAUGAUGCAAGCUCUACGUGAGGGAGGCAAACUUACUCCUGACACUGAGAAUCAAUCUCUAUAGACUAGCUCCCAGGCAUGCAGUUUUCUCACAGUUCCAUAGCAUUCGAUAGUGAUGUUUCGCUGGCACCUCUCCCUCCAGAACAUGGUGUCUGCUGUCAGAUCUGCUAAUGGAUUGGCCCAAAUAACGGUCUGAGUGAAAUGUUUUAAAACUCCCUUCAUGGGGUCUCUUGGGUUUAGUUAUUGCCUGGAUCAUCAUUUAUGUAAGCAGCCUGCUUCCUUUUUGCCUGAUCCUUACCCCAGGCUGUGGAUAACAUUCUGUUACAGCUGCUUGGACUUGGCAGCCCACACUGUUACUGAUGCACUGUUUUUCCGGGGAACUGAGCUGUACAGUGCAAACACUUCUGCUUUCCCUGCUUAACUCCAGAGUUGCACCUUGUACAGCACAAAACAUGACAGCUCUUUCCUGAACAGAGACUGCCACCCUCGGAACUGCACACAGAAUUAGGCAUACCUUCUUUGGGUGACUCUUAUUUUCAUUCUCAGUGGCACCUUAAAUUUGUUUGUCCAUCAGAAUGUGAUCCCUUCAUAACCAUCUGCGCUCCCCCCCCCCCCCCAAGAACCAAGUUUAUAGGGCUAGGUGAAUUUUUUAAUUAAAGUUUUUUUAAAAUGUGCCAUCAUUUCUCUAGCAGAACAAGAAUUGGAGCUGUGAAAACAUUUAUAGUCUCACUAUUUUCUAGUGCCUUACGCUUAUGAAUGUUGUGUAAUGGAUGCAUCUGAUGCAGGAGAGAGCCACAAUCAACUAUGUUAACAUGAUUCCUCAGCCAUUACAAACAACCACCUCUCCCCUUCCAAAGAGAAUGUGUUUCAGCAGAUGGAUACAAAUGGAUCAUUUCUAGGAGUACAAAUUAUGCUUUUAAUUGCUUUGAACUCUUGGGAUGUAGAAAAUCUCAAUGUUGUUACUGUAAGAUAUUGUACUAUAUUGUCUGCCUUUGUGGAGAGCAGCAGCCUCACCUCUCUUACAGCAUUUAGAAUGAGAACAUAUUUAUGCAGACACAGAAACCCCUUUAAUAAUUGGAGCCAGUUCUGGGAGACCUAAAUGGCUGAUCCCAAGUGCACAAGAAAAGGUGGUCUUGCUGUUCUCUGCCAAUGCCAUGUUAUUACCUACUUUGUAUGCUGUAUUUAUAUCAUGCUGUGUUUCAGUUAAUAAUUUCCAUCCUUGUUGGUUUACAGGUUACUAGGUUUGUAUAUUAAUAAAGAGACAUUUUAACUACUCUU